AUUAAAAUUUUUACCUCUCACAAAACCCACUGACCGGAACAAAUACCUCCGAAUAUCUUCACCGGAACUUCCAUUCUUCUUAAGAGAGAGGAAAGAAAUACUCCACAAAAAUCAAAUUCACCCCAAAUUUUAAUUUUUCCUACAAAAUUAGUCUUAAGUUUAACUCCAUUUUUCUUCGUUGAAUUUAGCAAAAAGAAGACUUUUUUUUUCUAAAAAAAAAUUAUUUUAAAGAUUUAAGCUUUGCUUUAUUUCCACUAUAAUCCACUAAAUUUUAUCCCCUUCUUUUUUAAUUGCUUCAAGUUUAAGUUUUUCUGUUCCUUUUUCCCACCCUUUUUCUCCCACAAUUUUGCUUCCAUUGACGGAUUUUUUUGAAGCUUUUAAAGCUCAAAUUUCAAUCAAGAAUUCCAAGAAAAAAAGACAAAGUUCAUUUUUUUGUUGUUUCCCAAAAAUUUUCUGCAAAAAGGGUAGGUAUUAAUUUUUGAUUUAUUCUCUGUUUGUAUUAUUCAGAAGACUUGACUAUUCAGAGGAGAGAGAAAGCUAAGAUUUUUAUCGGGUUGAUAAACCCCAGAUGCUUCUUUUGAGGCAACAUUAAGAUAAAAAUUGAUGGGUUAUAUUUAUUUUCCAAAAAAAAUUUGUGGGUGUUUGUUAAAAAAUUGAAAUGAUGCAUUCUGGAAUUAUUUGAGAAAGAAGAGAGUAUGAGUUUUGGUGGUGAAGAAAAUGGUGGAGGGUCUAACCCGGAUUCUAGAAACGGGUCAAUUACCGGGUCACUUGAUGAGAGUCUUCUGGUUGACCCAAGAUUGUUGUUUAUUGGGUCUAAAGUUGGUGAAGGAGCUCAUGGCAAGGUUUAUGAAGGCAGAUAUGGUGAUAGCAUUGUGGCUAUCAAAGUUCUUAACCGUGGGAGUACUACUGAAGAAAGGGCGGUGCUUGAAAGCCGUUUUAUACGAGAGGUUAACAUGAUGUGUAGAGUUAAACAUGAGAACCUCGUCAAGUUUAUUGGAGCAUGCAAAGACCCGUUAAUGGUUAUAGUUACAGAAUUAUUACCCGGGCUGUCAUUGCGAAAGUAUUUAAACCGUCUUCGUCCGAAGCAAUUGGAGCUAAAUGUGGUGUUGAGUUAUGCUCUUGACAUUGCUCGUGCAAUGGAUUGUCUGCAUGCAAAUGGAAUUAUACACAGAGAUUUGAAGCCUGAUAAUUUGCUGCUUACUGCUAAUCAGGAGUCUGUGAAGCUAGCAGAUUUUGGUCUUGCCAGAGAAGAAACUCUGACUGAGAUGAUGACUGCAGAAACUGGGACAUAUCGCUGGAUGGCCCCUGAGUUGUACAGCACAGUAACUUUGAGGCUAGGAGAAAAGAAGCAUUACAACAACAAGGUAGAUGUGUACAGUUUUGGAGUUGUCUUGUGGGAGUUAUUGACUAAUCGUAUGCCUUUUGAAGGCAUGUCCAAUUUACAAGCUGCAUAUGCUGCAGCAUUUAAGCAAGAAAGGCCAACUAUUCCAGAUGAUAUAGCCCCAGAUCUUGCAUUUAUAAUACAGUCAUGUUGGGUUGAAGAUCCUAAUUUACGGCCAAGUUUCAGUCAGAUUAUUCGCAUGCUGAAUAAAUAUUUGUUUACUCUUGCACCACCAACGCCUCCUCCACAGCAGCAGCUGCCUGAAUCCGAUACCAAUCAGGCUGCUUCAACAAGUAAUGGUGCCAUUACAGAAUUCUCAGCACGCGCAAGGGGGAAAUUCUCGUUCAUUCGCCAACUUUUUGCUGCUACGAGGCGUCCGAGGAAUUUGCAAUGAAUACCGGGUAAAUUUUGAGCUGAUUCAAGAGUAAAGAAAAUGCAUUCUUUAAUAGAUGCAAUGGAUAUUUUUCUUUCCUCACCCCUCUUUUUUGUGUAAUAUCUUAUGAUUAGUUUGAAGGAAUUGAUGAUUAGAUCAGGUUGAGAAUUGUUAAAAGAGAUAGCAAUGUUAGUGGGAAACAUGUUUAUGCUCAGAAAUAAAAGAAAAAUACACAAGUUGUCAAUAUUACACCAACCUUCACUUCAUUGUACAGAAAA
This is a messenger RNA of Beta vulgaris subsp. vulgaris (sugar beet), 2032 nucleotides long. Its product is annotated as serine/threonine-protein kinase STY13. The record is from RefSeq and is a predicted model, not a curated record. Gene Ontology annotation, molecular function: ATP binding; protein kinase activity. Gene Ontology annotation, biological process: protein phosphorylation. The coding region runs from base 696 to 1775 and encodes 359 amino acids. The transcript is spliced from 6 exons. Lineage: Eukaryota; Viridiplantae; Streptophyta; Magnoliopsida; Caryophyllales; Amaranthaceae.